UUUUUUUCAAUGUCAAAAUUAAAUCACAUUGUCUAUUCCUCUUGUUCUAUUUUUCUUUGCAAUUUUUGUGAUGACGUUCUUGCACUGACCGCUCCGUAAUUAAUAUUAAUUAGUAAUAAUCCGCGAUGAAUAUCAAUAGUUUAGAAGAUGAUAAUAAAAUAACAUCGAACCUUGAUGAAGUAAAUAGUCCUAGGAAGAAAUUGCGUUUGGAUAACUCGGCGCGUAAAACUUGGAGCCUAAUGGAUAUAAAAACGGAUCAGGAGGUAUUACAAGAGAUGGGUGUUAGUCUUUUAGAACAGGAUGAAACGGAGAAUGCAUGUGAAGUAACACAUAUUAUAACGCACAAACCAAAUUUAAAACGCAAGCAUGAUAUAGAAAAUGUGAAUCCAAAUAUCAAUAGCUCUUCACCGAGGAGUAGGCACAGUCCAAAGAGUCCUAAGGUCAAGAAAUCCAACAUAAGUCCCGGACCUUCUAAAUCUAAAAGUCCAUGGAGCCCUGACAAGACUAAAAACGAUUUGGAAACAACUUUACUAUCAAAUUAUCUUAUAGAAGAAGAAACCCCGUUGGCUCAGAUCACACAAUACCAGCCACAGGGUUCCGGGUUCAAUGCUAACACGUCCACUGGAAAGAAAAGCUAUACACCACUAGGUCUAGAAGAAGAAUUAAUAAUAAGCAGAAGAACAAAAUCGGAACCGACAGGAUGUGAUACAUUCUCAGUGUUGUCCGAUGAGAUGAUAUUGAGUGUGUUCAAAUGGUUACCUAAAAGAACUUUAGCGCAUUGUAUGUUGGUUUGUAAGCGAUGGUACAGAUUGGCAUGCGACGAAAGUCUAUGGCAACGUCUAGAUCUAGGCAACAAAGUGCUCUCUAAAGACGCCCUAGGCAGAGUACUAGCUAGGAAACCUAUUAUAGUCAGACUUGCAAGUACUGAGAUAGGUGAAUGGCGUCCUAGUACAACAGUAACACAAUCUAGAAUACAAUAUCUAGACCUAAGUAUGUGCUCAGUGGACCAGCAGACCUUGGACAGUCUACUUGAGAGAUGUUCAUCUUUAAGGAAACUCAGCUUGGAGAGUGUUCAACUGAAUAACAGUACUUGCACAAUUAUUGGUAAAUGUAAGAACUUGGAAACAUUAAAUUUGACCAUGAGCAAAGGUAUUACAUCUGAAGGUUUGCAAGAAAUACUAAAAGGAUGUGUUAGUCUACUAUCACUGAACAUAUCUUGGUGCAAUCUGAACCAGGAAGCUUUACAAGUAUUAGUCAGCUGUCUACCGCAGAAACUGCAGCGACUGAACAUCGGCGGUGCUAGGAUUAUGACUAAUGAUAUGGUACAACAAUUAGUUGAGCGAUGUCCUAGGUUACUAGAACUAGAUUUAUCUGACUGCUCCCAGUUGUCAGCUGCUGCUGUUAAGUCUGUGCUGAAUCUAUCGUGUUUGGAGCAUGUCGCGUUCAGCAGAUGCUAUUUGCUGCCACCGCAUGUACUUACCAAAUUGGGUAGUAUGUCUUCUUUACAAUACCUCGAGGUAUGGGGUAUGCUACAAAGUGGAUCACUAACAGCACUCCGAGCUGCACUACCCGGGAUGCAGAUCAACCAAUUUAUGUUCAGUGCUAUAGCUAGACCUACUGUUGGUGCAAGAAGAACAUCUGUUUGGGGAUUACGCACAAGAGACUGAUUUUUAUAUAACAUAUAUAUGCGCAGCCUUGUUCACAUUGCAGAAACAUGUAUAGAAACAUGUUUUGUAGCAGAAAACUGUUGGCUAUUUUGUCUAUUAUCAUAAAAAAAA
This is a messenger RNA of Papilio xuthus (Asian swallowtail), 1778 nucleotides long. RefSeq names its product S-phase kinase-associated protein 2. Gene Ontology annotation, biological process: SCF-dependent proteasomal ubiquitin-dependent protein catabolic process. Bases 126 to 1667 code for a protein of 513 amino acids. Gene Ontology annotation, cellular component: SCF ubiquitin ligase complex. Lineage: Eukaryota; Metazoa; Arthropoda; Insecta; Lepidoptera; Papilionidae. The transcript is spliced from 13 exons. The record is from RefSeq and is a predicted model, not a curated record. Gene Ontology annotation, molecular function: protein binding.